GGCUGCCGGGCCGCGGCCGGGGUCGGAGUGGACGUUGAGGGGAGCGCGGGGGAGGCAGGGCCCCGCGGACGAGGGGUUGCCCCAUUGGCUGGGUCGGUUUUGGCGCGCUCUCCCGUCCGCGCUCCCGAUUGGUUGGCGGGCGCGUCCCGGACGCGUGCGCCGCUGUGGGAGCCCCGGCGCGCCGCCCCGAGUCCCGCCGACCCCCGACCUGCGGUGCGAGCUCCGGCUGUGCACUCGGUGUUUUCUCGUCUCUUCAGUUCCAUUUUUCUAAACAGUGUUCGAGACCCAAGUGUAUAAUGAAUCCAAGUAUGAAGCAGAAACAAGAAGGAAUCAAAGAGAGUGUAAAGAAUAGUCCUGUGCCAAGAAGAACUCUGAAGAUGAUUCAGCCUUCAGCAGCUGGAUCACUUGUUGGAAGAGAAAAUGAGUUGGUUAAAGCCUUGUCCAAAAGGAAACAUUGGAACGACCAGUUAACAUCUAAGGCUUCCAGCUCUGGAGUUGUUUUUGUCCCAGAACAUAGUGAAAAUAAAAAUUUUAGUGAAAUUACUCAAGAAGCGUUUGAUCUUAUGAUUGCAGAAAAUCCAUCCUCUCAAUAUUGGAAAGAAGUGGCAGAAAAACGGAGGAAGGCGCUCUAUGAAGCACUUAAGGAAAAUGAGAAACUUCACAAAGAAAUUGAACAAAAGGACAGUGAGAUUGCCCGCCUGAAGAAGGAAAACAAAGAACUGGCAGAGGUAGCAGAGCACGUACAGUAUAUGGCAGAGGUGAUAGAGAGACUGCAUGAAGAACCUCUGGAUAACUCUGAAUCACCAAACAGUCAGGAAUGUGACUUGGAAGAGGAAACCGGUGAGGACUCGGACGUGGAAGCCCCAGAUGUUGGCACGUGUACUGAAGAUGCUGUGUCUUCCUUGACAGAUGCAAAACCGUGUGUGUGAAAGUCAUGCUUAUCUGACUUGAGAAAUUUACUGCCAGAGUUUACUUCCACUAGAGUUCUUGGUAGCAGAGCAGACAACUGUGUACUGCAGAGUUGGAAUCAGACCUCCUUGUUUGAAUCCUGGGACCCCCGUUGUAUUAAAAUACAAAUACUAUGUAUUUUUUAAUCUAUUGAUGUUUUAUGUAAAUAGCCUUUUCUCAGUGGUCAAACAUGACUUGUGUAUGAUAAAUAAACUUCAGUCUCUUGUUGAGCAA
Molecule: messenger RNA, 1182 nt
Organism: Zalophus californianus (California sea lion)
Lineage: Eukaryota; Metazoa; Chordata; Mammalia; Carnivora; Otariidae
Gene: GMNN
Product: geminin DNA replication inhibitor
Exons: 7
Coding region: 297-929 (210 amino acids)
Biological process (GO): negative regulation of cell cycle; negative regulation of DNA replication
Cellular component (GO): nucleus
Source: RefSeq, a predicted model, not a curated record